Molecule: messenger RNA, 1140 nt
Organism: Pleurotus ostreatus (oyster mushroom)
Lineage: Eukaryota; Fungi; Basidiomycota; Agaricomycetes; Agaricales; Pleurotaceae
Gene: MSW1
Product: Tryptophan--tRNA ligase, mitochondrial
Exons: 6
Coding region: 1-1140 (379 amino acids)
Biological process (GO): mitochondrial tryptophanyl-tRNA aminoacylation
Cellular component (GO): mitochondrion; mitochondrial matrix
Molecular function (GO): ATP binding; tryptophan-tRNA ligase activity
Source: RefSeq, a predicted model, not a curated record
AUGUUUCUUCCAAGAAUCUCAUCCCGCCUCCCAAAGCCGCGAAGAUUUAUCCAUGGAACACGUAGAAACUUGACAAACGCGAUACACUCAGAAAGUAGCGAUGCUCCUCUCGCUAGGAAACGCGUCAUUUUAUCCGGUAUUCAACCCACAGGGACACCUCACCUAGGAAAUUAUCUAGGGGCGCUUUCUAACUGGGUGCAGCUUCAGCGGGACAGCAGUCCGAACGACACUUUGCUGUAUACCAUCGUUGGUUGGCAUGCUCUGACAUUGCCUCAAGACCCCAAGAAACUAUCGCAGUCACGACGCGAAAUGCUUGCGACAUUACUAGCCAUUGGCCUCGACCCCAACCGCUCUAUUAUAUUUCACCAGGACCAUAAUCCCCAUCACACAGAGUUCGCUUGGAUACUAAGCUGUCUAACUCCCUUCGGCAAACUCAAGCGGAUGACGACCUGGAAGUCUCGUCUGGCCGAUUCUCGCAACGCCAAUAAUGAAUCGGAAGUGAACGAGUCUCUACUGAAUGCUGGGUUAUUCACCUACCCUGUUCUGCAAGCAGCAGAUAUUCUUGUCUAUAGGGCGACCCAUGUACCCGUAGGAGAAGACCAAACGCAGCACCUUGAACUCUCGAGGGACAUUGCCCAGAUAUUUAACCAGACCUACAAACGACUGUUCACUCUACCCAAACAGCUCUCCACCCCGUCGAAGAGAAUCCUUUCCUUGAAGAAUCCUGCGGCCAAAAUGUCCAAGUCUGCGCCAGACGUUCAGUCUCGUAUCCUGUUGACUGAUUCGCAUAACCAAAUCAAGGCCAAAAUCCGGUCCGCAGUCACGGACUCUAUUACCGGCGUCACAUACGACCCAGAGACCCGACCUGGCACGUCGAACCUUCUGACUAUUCUUGGGGCAUGUACCAAUCGUGAAGGGAGUGAUGUUGCAGCGGAUUAUCGAAGCAAGGGGCACGGGGAGUUGAAGGCAGACGUGGCCGAGGCUAUCGAAGGGCUACUCAGAGGCCCUAGGAGCGAGUUUGAGAGAUUACGUGAAGAAAGAGGAUAUUUGGACGAUGUUGCCAAGGACGGUGCAGAGAAGGCAAGGGCACUCUCGGAGAUCACGAUGUUAGACGUUCGAAGAAGGAUCGGUCUAUCAUGA